CCUCCCUGCAUUGGCAAAUCCUCAGAUUUCAGAUCCCAAUCAAAUUCCCUUGUUCGACGAACUUUAGGGCAUUAAAGAGAAUAGAAAAACGAUUGAAAUGGACGCCAUAGACUCCGUCUUCGAUCCCCUAAGGGAGUUCGCCAAGGACAGCGUCCGCCUCGUCAAGCGCUGCCACAAGCCCGAUCGCAAAGAGUUCACGAAGGUGGCGUUCCGUACAGCGAUAGGAUUCGUGGUGAUGGGAUUUGUUGGUUUCUUCGUGAAAUUGAUAUUCAUUCCUAUCAAUAAUAUCAUUGUUGGAUCUAGUUAGAUCAGGUCAUGUUGAUCGCUAGCGUGGGAACUGGUGAACUGGUGAUCUCACUUGAUUACGAUGCCUAGCAAAAAAUUUACAAUGUAGUGGAAAGGAAUACUGUUAGUGUUGAUGUUGCUUUUGUUAUUUGUUUAUCUGAGACUAGAAGAACGAGGACGUCAUGCGAAGUUCUGGUUAUUUUUAUGUUAGUCUGACUGGACCCUCCUUGUUGGGAUUCAUCCCUAAAAUUUUCUAAAGAAUAGAGAAUGAUGCUUUGAUUUGUUU
Molecule: messenger RNA, 571 nt
Organism: Manihot esculenta (cassava)
Lineage: Eukaryota; Viridiplantae; Streptophyta; Magnoliopsida; Malpighiales; Euphorbiaceae
Product: protein transport protein Sec61 subunit gamma
Exons: 3
Coding region: 98-307 (69 amino acids)
Biological process (GO): protein targeting; post-translational protein targeting to membrane, translocation
Cellular component (GO): membrane; Ssh1 translocon complex
Molecular function (GO): transmembrane protein transporter activity
Source: RefSeq, a predicted model, not a curated record